This is a messenger RNA of Daucus carota subsp. sativus, 971 nucleotides long. Its product is annotated as protein FERTILITY RESTORER RF2, mitochondrial. NCBI's taxonomy places the organism in Eukaryota, Viridiplantae, Streptophyta, Magnoliopsida, Apiales, Apiaceae. The coding region runs from base 188 to 676 and encodes 162 amino acids. The transcript has 5 exons. Gene Ontology annotation, biological process: thylakoid membrane organization; chloroplast organization. Gene Ontology annotation, cellular component: chloroplast. The record is from RefSeq and is a predicted model, not a curated record.
AAUUCCCGUCAGAUAUAGAAUACAUUAAAUAAAUAAUUGAUUAAUUUCACUGGAGAUAAGCCAGAACUCCAUACAGGAGGACAUUGCAUUUCACGACGCCGGGUUUCCCAAAAGACGAUAUCUGGGCGGAGAUCAAAAUUCAUCACAGCAGGUGACCGGUGUGCUCUCACUCAUAUUGUACACCAAGAUGAAUUCGUUGAUUGCGAAUUCCAUCGCUAGCCCGGGUGCACUGCCGCAAGUUGGCGCAGUCAGCAGGCAAAUUAAGCCUAUUGAGCAUUGUUCAUUAAGAUGUAGUUCGCUUUUUUCUGACAAUGACCCAUUAAAGUUCUGUUCCCUUUCUACAAAUCUAUCUGAUGGAAGACGAGCAAUCUCUCUUUCUAGCCAAAGGUCUGCCUCAGUAAUAUGCGCUGCUGCCCUUAAUGCAAGAUGUUCAGCAGAGCAGACCCAAACUGUAACACGACAGUCGUCUACCAUCACUGUUGCUCCAAUACAAGGGAAGGAGAAGUCUCCGGAUCUUGAUGAUGGUGGAGAUGGGUUCCCUCCUCGUGAUGAUGGUGAUGGCGGCGGUGGCGGGGGAGGUGGAGGUGGUUGGUCAGGUGGUUUCUUCUUUUUCGGGUUUCUUGCUUUUCUUGGUCUCUUGAGGGAUCAAGAAAGUGAGAGUCCUUACAAGGAUUGAUCACUGAAAAAUCAGGUUAAAACUUAAAGUAACUAUAUAUAUCCAUAUAGUUUUGUGAGAUCUGUCAUCGAUGUAUGUAUGCUUUUCUGUUGUAUUCUUCGACCUUUUCUAAAGCUUUGAUUAAAUGUAGUAGCUGUUAAUCAGAACACAAAGCUGGUUGACAGUCCACAGCCAGUCAGUGGCAUCGUACGAGUCGAUGCAAGGUGACUAUUUGCUUUUAAUUUCUUUUUAAAAAAAUGAAUUGUAACAUCGUGGAUGGAAGGAAUAUAGGAAUGUGACAAAAUAUUAACGCUUA